Molecule: messenger RNA, 5149 nt
Organism: Oncorhynchus gorbuscha (pink salmon)
Lineage: Eukaryota; Metazoa; Chordata; Actinopteri; Salmoniformes; Salmonidae
Gene: cfap96
Product: linkage group 23 C4orf47 homolog
Exons: 8
Coding region: 317-1249 (310 amino acids)
Cellular component (GO): centrosome
Source: RefSeq, a predicted model, not a curated record
UGUGCGAGUUACCAUUGCAGUGGAGAAUAAUUCAUAGUUAAGAGUGUAGAGAGAUACCCUCAACCCCACACUGAUGUUUUCAUAUUGACAAGUGAGAAUGGAGAUUAUAUUUUCCUUUUAUUGUCAAGUAAAAAGGCGUAGGCUACAUGGCAAGUUAGAAUCCGAAUAUUAUCCGCAAAGACGAUAGCUACAACCCCUCCUCUCGCCCGCUUGUGCACAACGGACGCCAAGGUAACACAAUGUACACAGAUACAGGAACGAGAACAAUUCAUCAUUUUCUAAACCAAGCUGCGGAUCGAAGACCCGCGAAUUAAAGAUGCCCCCAGAAGGAGGGAAGUCAGAUAUGGAGAGGAUUGGAGUCUUCAAGGAAAUGGGAUACAUCUCCAUUGGAGACAAAUACACCCCUUUAAUUCAGCGUCCCUGCAAUGAGUCUGCUCAGAAGGGUAAACAAAUACUGACAGGUGGGGCCACCAAGAAAAAGUCAGGUUUACAAGUGGGCUACUUUGACACUCACUUUAAGCGGGUCUUUGAAAAAGAAGCCCUCACAGACCCUGUGAGGCUCGCCCGGCAACACAGGAGUCAGCAGUCCAAGAAGAACGUAGGCAGCGCCUUCCUCCCCAGCAAUGGAGAAAAGAAACCGUCAGGGGUUGGCAGCUACUACGGAACUCUGAGUGGUCCCAUCCAGGCCAUGAGUCCUAUGAAGGUCCCCAGGAAGCCGUGCAAACCAUCAGGAAAGAACAUCCUCACCAACCCACCCAAGAGGGGAAGUGGAUACAGCUAUCCGAAUGUCACCCUGUCCAAAGUUGUCCCUUACUCCUCAGACCCCUAUGACAGAGCAAAUGAGAUGUUGAAGAAAGAGACAGUAAGCCAUAAAGCUAUGCUGAAAGGUGGUGCUUUCCACUUGAACCUCCACCCAAAGGAAUGUUUCGACAACAACCCAUACAAACUGGACAAGCCUCUGCCACCUCUGAAGAGAUUGGAGGAGAAGAAGAGAUUUGUGGUUCCCUUCAAACCCAGCUCACCAAACAAAACAAUUGGCGGCAUGAAAGCAGGUACGUUUGACCUUUACCCCUCUCACUCUGCUGACCCCUACAUCACCCGGAGAUCCAAAUCUGUGACCGUGAAUAAGGAAGGAAAGGUAUUCCACCCAUCUCCCGGACCAAAGAGCACCCCUGUGAAGAGCAUCAUCAGUGUUAACGUGAACAGGUCUGUGCAUUUCCCAGUCCACUGGUCUCAAGCCGUGGGGUAAACGGUGAUGACAUCGUGUCCCUCUGGAGGUAUCGUCCGGGCGCGGGCGUGGGUCUCGCAGUACAGCUGCCCCUCCACAAAGACGUAGCCCCUCUGCUUCAGGUUGACUUUGCAGUCGGAGCACACGAAACAUCCAGGGUGGCGGAACUUUUCUCUGGCCUUCACCACUGUGCCUCUGCAGGGGACAAGAGAGAGUUUACUGUCUUACUGUGGGAGCAGGGGACAAGAGAGUGUUGACUGUCUUACUGUGGGAGCAGGGGACAAGAGAAUUGACUGUCUUACUGUGGGAGCAGGGGACAAGAGAGAGUUGACUGUCUUACUGUGGGAGCAGGGGACAAGAGAGUGUUGACUGUCUUACUGUGGGAGCAGGGGACAAGAGAAUUGACUGUCUUACUGUGGGAGCAGGGGACAAGAGAGAGUUUACUCUCUUACUGUGGGAGCAGGGGACAAGAGUGUUGACUGUCUUACUGUGGGAGCAGAGGACAAGAGAGAGUUGACUGUCUUACUGUGGGAGCAGGGGACAAGAUUGUUGACUGUCUUACUGUGGGAGCAGGGGACAAGAGAGAGUUGACUGUCUUACUGUGGGACCAGGGGACAAGAGAGUGUUGACUGUCUUACUGUGGGACCAGGGGACAAGAGAGUUGACUGUCUUACUUUGCCUAACCUUGUCUAGCAGACUCUUCCUCCCAAUUCUCUGAAUUAUUGUUAUUAUGCACUGUGUGCAAUUAGCCUAGGCAGGAGGUUAUACUUUGCCAUCCAGAUAGAUUUAUGGAUCCAAAACCACCAUAGCUCUAACCAUACCCCACUUAGACCUUGGUCUUAUGCAACAGCAGAUGUGCCCCACCACAUCAAAAGUAUCAGAGGCAGGUAUAUUCCCUUACUCAUCCUUUCAUGUACUUCUUACUUUCAUCCCCCAAAACCAAAAGAUGAGAGAGGACAGAUCUGGCAAGGUAGACGCUGUCAUCUUGUGUUUCCUCACCGCAAAAACAUUCCUGCCAUGGUUUCUCAUUACCUGCCUGUUCACAUGUGUAUAAUGUAGCGGAGGUCCUUCGUGGUUUAUUAAUACAUUCUUCUUGGUUUAGUCAUUAUCCAGAACAUGAAGAGGGCAGAAUCAGACAGGUCAUUGGGCGAGGGUAGGAUCAGACGGGUUAUUGGGCGAGUGUAGGAUCAGACGGGUCAUUGGGCGAGGGUAGGAUCAGACGGGUCAUUGGGCGAGGGUAGGAUCAGACGGGUCAUUGGGCGAGGGUAGGAUCAGACGGGUCAUUGGGCGAGGGUAGGAUCAGACGGGUCAUUGGGCGAGGGUAGGAUCAGACGGGUCAUUGGGCGAGGGUAUGAUCAGACGGGUCAUUGGGCGAGGGUAGGAUCAGACGGGUCAUUGGGCGAGGGUAUGAUCAGAUGGGUCAUUGGGCGAGGGUAGGAUCAGACGGGUCAUUGGGCGAGGGUAUGAUCAGACGGGUCAUUGGGUGUGGGUAGGAUCAGACGGGUCAUUGGGCGAGGGCAGGAUCAGACGGGUCAUUGGGCGAGGGUAGGAUCAGACGGGUCAUUGGGCGAGGGCAGGAUCAGACGGGUCAUUGGGCGAGGGUAGGAUCAGACGGGUCAUUGGGCGAAGGUAGGAUCAGACGGGUCAUUGGGCGAGGAUAGGAUCAGACGGGUCAUUGGGCGUGGGUAGGAUCAGAUGGGUCAUUGGGAAAGGGUAGGAUCAGUUGGGACAUUGGGCGAGGGCAGGAUCAGUUGGGACAUUGGGCGAGGACAGGAUCAGAUGAGUCAUUGGGCGUGGGCAGGAUCAGAUGAGUCAUUGGGCGAGGGCAGGGCAGGAUCAGAUGAGUUAUUGGGAGAGGGCAGGAUCAGAUGAGUCAUUGGGCGUGGGCAGGAUCAGACGGGUCAUUGGGCGAGGGUAGGAUCAGACGGGUCAUUGGGCGAGGGCAGGAUCAGACGGGUCAUUGGGCGAGGGUAGGAUCAGACGGGUCAUUGGGUGAAGGUAGGAUCAGACGGGUCAUUGGGCGAGGAUAGGAUCAGACGGGUCAUUGGGCGUGGGUAGGAUCAGACGGGUCAUUGGGCGAGGGUAGGAUCAGACGGGUCAUUGGGCGAGGAUAGGAUCAGACGGGUCAUUGGGCGAGGGUAGGAUCAGACGGGUCAUUGGGCGAGGGUAUGAUCAGACGGGUCAUUGGGCGAGGGUAGGAUCAGACGGGUCAUUGGGCGAGGGUAUGAUCAGAUGGGUCAUUGGGCGAGGGUAGGAUCAGACGGGUCAUUGGGCGAGGGUAUGAUCAGACGGGUCAUUGGGUGUGGGUAGGAUCAGACGGGUCAUUGGGCGAGGGCAGGAUCAGACGGGUCAUUGGGCGAGGGUAGGAUCAGACGGGUCAUUGGGCGAGGGCAGGAUCAGACGGGUCAUUGGGCGAGGGUAGGAUCAGACGGGUCAUUGGGCGAAGGUAGGAUCAGACGGGUCAUUGGGCGAGGAUAGGAUCAGACGGGUCAUUGGGCGUGGGUAGGAUCAGAUGGGUCAUUGGGAAAGGGUAGGAUCAGUUGGGACAUUGGGCGAGGGCAGGAUCAGUUGGGACAUUGGGCGAGGACAGGAUCAGAUGAGUCAUUGGGCGUGGGCAGGAUCAGAUGAGUCAUUGGGCGAGGGCAGGGCAGGAUCAGAUGAGUUAUUGGGAGAGGGCAGGAUCAGAUGAGUCAUUGGGCGUGGGCAGGAUCAGACGGGUCAUUGGGCGAGGGUAGGAUCAGACGGGUCAUUGGGCGAGGGCAGGAUCAGACGGGUCAUUGGGCGAGGGUAGGAUCAGACGGGUCAUUGGGUGAAGGUAGGAUCAGACGGGUCAUUGGGCGAGGAUAGGAUCAGACGGGUCAUUGGGCGAGGGUAGGAUCAGACGGGUCAUUGGGCGAGGAUAGGAUCAGACGGGUCAUUGGGCGAGGGUAGGAUCAGAUGGAUCAUUGGGAAAGGGUAGGAUCAGUUGGGACAUUGGGCGAGGGCAGGAUCAGUUGGGACAUUGGGCGAGGGCAGGAUCAGAUGAGUCAUUGGGCGUGGGCAGGAUCAGAUGAGUCAUUGGGCGAAGGCAGGGCAGGAUCAGAUGAGUCAUUGGGCGAGGGCAGGAUCAGAUGAGUCAUUGGGCGAGGGCAGGGCAGGAUCAGAUGAGUUAUUGGGAGAGGGCAGGAUCAGAUGAGUUAUUGGGAGAGGGCAGGAUCAGACGGGUCAUUGGGCGAGGGUAGGAUCAGACGGGUCAUUGGGCGAGGAUAGGAUCAGACGGGUCAUUGGGCGAGGGUAGGAUCAGAUGGGUCAUUGGGAAAGGGUAGGAUCAGUUGGGACAUUGGGCGAAGGCAGGAUCAGAUGAGUCAUUGGGCGAGGGCAGGAUCAGAUGAGUCAUUGGGCGAGGGCAGGGCAGGAUCAGAUGAGUCAUUGGGUGAGGGCAGGAUCAGAUGAGUCAUUGGGCAAGGGCAGGGCAGGAUCAGAUGAGUCAUUGGGCGAGGGCAGGAUCAGAUGAGUCAUUGGGCGAGGGCAGGGCAGGAUCAGAUGAGUUAUUGGGAGAGGGCAGGAUCAGAUGAGUCAUUGGGAGAGGGCAGGAUCAGAUGAGUCAUUGGGCGAGGGCAGGGCAGGAUCAGAUGAGUCAUUGGGAGAGGGCAGCACCAUGGCACUCCAGUGCCUUAUUUCCUGUCAGCCUGGGUAGUGGGUACUCACACUAUGCCGUUUCCACACUUGUCACAGAGGGGUAGUUUCUGUAGCGAUCCCGCAGGUGUAGGAGGCUUUGUCACUGGAGCUCUUACACUUCUAGUAAUCAACGGCUUUGCUCCUAUUAAUGCACAAAACAUUGGUUUACUGUGGUGUUAAGGUGUCAAUCCCUGCUACGUGUAAUCCGUUUCUACCCAACCCUGCUCAUUCUACCUUUUAUCAAUAAAUAAUUACUCAAACGUG